AUGCCGUCUGCUCCGGCUCCUCGUCGCCGCGCCGGGUCCUCCCCGCCUGCCUGCUCCGCCUUCCGCUACGGCCGCCUCGCUCGCCCCACGUGCCGGCUGUGGCUCCGUCCCCCCAGCGUCCGCGUGCUGCUACGCGCCUCGUUCCAGCUUCGUCCGCGGCGUCUGACAACCCCAGCGCCGCCUCAUGCGCACCCCCUGUUGGUGCUGCUCCUCAUCGCACAACUGUCGUCACCUCCUUCCUUCGCCCGGGGCAGCGCUGCUCUGCCCAACCGUAGCGCCUCCUGGACACGCGCGAGGGCGCCGCGCCUGGCUCCGUCGCGCCGGCGCCGGCGCCCGCCCGCCCGCCUCCAUGGCCGCGUGCUCGCGGGCCCCUGUCGCCAUGGCCCCGAGCACCCUGUCGCGCCUCUCCAUCGUGCGGCCGUCCCGACGCGCCUCCUCCCUGGGAUCUCCGCGCCGGCUCCGCCUUCUCGCCUAGCCGGCCCCGAGCCCGGCCUCCUCGCGCCCGCAUCUGCGCCCGACUCCGGCUUCCCGCCCCGAGCGCCAGGUCCUCCUCACGCUGCACGCCCGCUUCUGGCCUCGUCACGGAAGGCCACUCCACCGCGCCACCUGCGCCUGGCCGGCUGCUCUGCCUCCAGGCAGCGGGUCGGCCGCCUCCCGUGCACUCACUGCUUCAGGCGCACCAUCCGCCGUCCGCACCGCGCCAAGUCGCCCAAGUCCCGCCACCCGGCCGCCGACUCCCCGUCCGCGCCUGCACAGCCGGCUCCCGCCACCCAGACGGCCGGCUCCGCCCGCCACCCGGCUUCACCCACCACCCGGCCGGCCUGGCUGGCUGCCGGCUCCCCGCUCGCUCUUGCCGACUGA
Aegilops tauschii subsp. strangulata is the source of this 861-nucleotide messenger RNA. The record is from RefSeq and is a predicted model, not a curated record. NCBI's taxonomy places the organism in Eukaryota, Viridiplantae, Streptophyta, Magnoliopsida, Poales, Poaceae.